Molecule: messenger RNA, 2668 nt
Organism: Nothobranchius furzeri (turquoise killifish)
Lineage: Eukaryota; Metazoa; Chordata; Actinopteri; Cyprinodontiformes; Nothobranchiidae
Gene: lmf2a
Product: lipase maturation factor 2a
Biological process (GO): protein maturation
Cellular component (GO): endoplasmic reticulum membrane
Source: RefSeq, a predicted model, not a curated record
AGUGGAAGGGCUGCGAGGCAGCUACUACGUGUCUCCCCCAUCGACAUUACGUUACGAUCCCGCUUCCAGCUUCCUUCCUUUAAAAAAAAAGGAGCAGCGGGCAGCUCCUACCCGAUCCUCCGAGCUGGUGUCAGACAUGGGGGAGAUCAUUCAGCCUCGGCGCUUGUUCCUCUGGUGCAUGGCGGUCAUCUACAUGGUAGCUUUUGUUUCCCUGUACGUGCAGAUACCAGGUCUCUACGGAAACGAUGGGCUGCUGCCUGCACGCUGGCAGCUGCGUUACACUGGGAUGCCUCUGCUGGACCAGAUGCUGUCCUCUCCCACCCUGCUUUGGCUCGGACCUCAGCUCGGCCUGGACACUCAGACCUCCAUGGAGCUGCUGUGCCUCAUCGGGGCGGCGCUGAGCCUCAUUGCUACCCUGGUGGAGGCUUUCAGAGACAGCCUGGUGUUUCUCUGUCUCUGGGCCUUGUACCUGUCCAUGUACCAGGUGGGUCAGGUUUUCCUCUACUUUCAGUGGGACAACUUGCUUCUGGAGGCGGGGUUCCUCUGUGUCAUCGUUGCACCUCUGACAAUAAUCAGGGGCUCCCGAGCGGUCAGAGAGCACGAUCGUGUUACUUUCUGGCUGAUUCGCUGGUUGCUCUUCAGGCUGAUGUUUGCCUCUGGAGUUGUGAAGCUCACGUCGCGAUGCCCCACCUGGUGGGGCCUCACAGCGCUGACGUAUCACUACGAGACCCAGUGCAUCCCCACUCCUCUGGCCUGGUUUGCUCACCAGCUGCCGGUCUGGUGGCAGAAGCUGAGCGUGGUGGGAGCUUUGGUUAUAGAGAUUCCUGUUCCUUUUCUGUUCUUCAGCCCGCUGCGCAGGCUCAGACUGGGAGCUUUUUACAUGCAAGUGCUGCUUCAAGUUCUCAUCAUUUUGUCUGGGAACUACAACUUCUUCAACCUGCUGACGCUGGUCCUCUGUCUGUCUCUUCUGGAUGACCAGCACGUCCGUUUUUGGCUUUGCAAGACGGACAGAGUGGAAGACGAGAAAAACGUCUCCAAGCUGCUGUCAUGGCUGAGCUUCCUGUUGGAGCUGGCUGUGUGGUCUCUCUUGAUCUUCGGGACAAUCAGCUGCUUCGAUCUUCAGUACGAUAAAACGAAGAACGUCGUCUCGUCCCAUACAGCCUACACGUACCACCAGUUCAACCAGUUCCUGAAGACCGUCACCAUCCCUUGUGUCUGGAUCGGUGUCCUGUCUCUCACCUGGGAGAUGAUCACCUCUAUGUUCAGGUGUGCGUGCGUCUCUGGUUUCCUGAGGAGGUUCUGGGGGAUGGUCCAGUGGUCCGUGUUCGCUGCUGCUUCUGCCUCCCUGUUUGCUGUCAGCCUGGUGCCGUUCACAUUUAUAGAGUACGACUCUAACGCCAGGUUGUGGCCCGGAGUGCGUCAGGCCUUCGAGGUGGUGGAUCGGUACCAGCUGGUCAACUCGUACGGUCUGUUCAGGAGAAUGACCGGAGUCGGUGGGAGGCCAGAGGUCAUCAUCGAAGGGAGCAACGACGCGGUCACGUGGACGGAGAUUGAGUUCAUGUAUAAGCCGGGGAACCUGAGCGCACCUCCUCCAGUGGUGACUCCUCAUCAGCCCAGGUUGGACUGGCAGAUGUGGUUUGCAGCUCUGGGGCCUCACACACAAGCCCCAUGGUUCACCAGCCUGAUGUACCGACUGCUGCAAGGCAAAAGAGACGUGAUUGAGCUGAUCCAGACGGACGUGUCCCGGUAUCCGUUUCACCAGCAGCCGCCGGCCUACCUCCGGGCUCACCGCUACAGAUACUGGUUUACUGAACCCAAGGCUGACGGGUCGUAUCCACAGCGAUGGUGGAGGAGGGUCUAUGAUGAGGAAUUCUAUCCCAUAGUGCAUCUGGGCAACACCUUCCUGGACAGCAUGCUCAACCAGUAUGGGCUGAAGGAUAAAUCUCCUCCCCGUCGUGUAUCCAACACCAAUGUGGCCCAGAUGGUGAGAUGGUUUCGCUCUCAAGUCCGAGGGGUUCCUGCCCCGAUGCUCAUCUGGACCCUCAUCGCCUGCAGCGCCACCUUUAGUCUGAUCCAGGUGUUGCUCAACAAAACAAAACGUGCACGACAGACUAUGCCGGCUUGUAACGUCUCUGAAAAGGCGAGCAAUCACACAGACGCUGUUGCUGACAGCUGUUCGGACCUCCGGGAGGAAACACGCGAGCAGCAGACUGAAGAGGAGGAGGAGGAGGAUGGAACGAAAAGUGAAGAGGAGGUGGAGAAGAGCGAUGGAGAUGAGGAUAGGGAAGAAGACAGGAUGGAAAAAGAAGAUAUUUUUGAUGAAAGUUUUUGAAGAAGUAAACACUAAAUACCAAAGAGGUUUUGUUUUUGUACAGAUUUUUUUUUCAGCCACUGCUUCACAUCAACUAAAAAGUUAUCAGUAAUUCUGCUGUUUUCUUUCAUUUUUUUAAUAUAAAACCUUUACUGAAGGUCAAAAGUGGGGAAAUAAGAUAAAAACAAGCUUUAGAUGGAAUAAAUGUAAAUGAUUUGUGCUGCUUCACAUUUUGAUUUACGUUUGCACUUUUUCUCCACUGUAAAGGCUUUUGAUGGAAAAUUCAAACGAAACACCACAAAAGAAGUUGUAGAGAUUUUAUCAUGUUUUAAACUUGAUCCAAAAAAUAAAAUUUGA